AAGAACUACAAGUCCGGUGCCAUCGACCCCCAGGUGUUUGAGUUGCCGGCGAACUACACGUGCCGCUCGUUCCCGGGGCCGGGCGUCGAGCAUAUCGGUCACCACAACCCUAUCCGGGAGUUCAUUAACGGCGCCGACAGUCACGUGGACUCGGAGUUCGCGAAGUUUACGGACAAACACGACAAACGCUACGAUAACUCGACUCAUGAGAGAGGAAGGAAAGACGUCUUCAGACAAAACUUGAGAUUCAUUUCGUCGAAAAACAGAGAAAACAUUGGAUACAGGCUUUCGGUCAACCAUUUGGCGGAUCUGACGGAUUUCGAGCGGAGGAGUUUGCGAGGGAAACGGUAUUCCGGUGUUGAAUAUAACGGGGGACUGGAGUUCGACAAAACCAAAUACUCGCUCAACGCUGUGCCCCAGCAGUGGGACUGGAGGUUGAGUGGAGCCGUCACUCCCGUCAAAGAUCAGGCCGUUUGUGGCUCGUGUUGGUCUUUCGGCACUACCGGUACCAUCGAAGGCGUGUAUUUCGUGAAAAGUGGACAUUUGGUGAAACUGUCUGAACAGCAGCUAAUCGACUGCAGUUGGAAUGAAGGGGAUAAUGGAUGCGAUGGCGGGGAGGACUUCCGGGCCUACGAGUACAUCCAGAAAGUGGACGGACUGUCCACUGAAGACGAUUACGGCCACUAUUUGGGCGAAGACGGCAAAUGUCACGACAAGACUGUGAAGAAAACUAUUCAUUUGAAGGGCUUCUAUAACGUGACGUCUGGAGAUACACAGGCGCUGGAGACUGCCCUCUAUUACGAGGGACCGGUCACUGUGGCCAUCGAUGCCUCCCAUAAAUCCCUGUCCUUCUACUCCAGUGGCGUAUACUAUGAGCCCCAGUGUGGUAAUAAACCCGAGAAUCUGGAUCAUCAGGUUCUGGCGGUUGGUUUCGGUAGUCUUAAGGGCGAGAAGUAUUGGCUCAUUAAGAACUCGUGGUCUACUUAUUGGGGUAACGAUGGCUACGUCCUCAUGAGUCAAAAAGAUAAUAACUGCGGGGUUACCACUCAGCCUACGUACCCAAUCAUUGCUGACAAAUAAGUCCCUAUUGUGUGUGACU
Molecule: messenger RNA, 1099 nt
Organism: Oppiella nova
Lineage: Eukaryota; Metazoa; Arthropoda; Arachnida; Sarcoptiformes; Oppiidae
Source: the annotation of a GenBank genome assembly